Carica papaya (papaya) is the source of this 845-nucleotide messenger RNA. RefSeq names its product transmembrane/coiled-coil protein (Protein of unknown function DUF106, transmembrane). Gene Ontology annotation, cellular component: cytoplasm; endoplasmic reticulum membrane. The record is from RefSeq and is a predicted model, not a curated record. Gene Ontology annotation, biological process: endoplasmic reticulum calcium ion homeostasis. Lineage: Eukaryota; Viridiplantae; Streptophyta; Magnoliopsida; Brassicales; Caricaceae. Gene Ontology annotation, molecular function: calcium channel activity.
CGAAAGGUAGAUCAGCUCUGCAUUUCUCCAAGAUCUCAGCCCCCGAGUAAAUCACUCUCUCUUACCUCUCCAAUGGCGACCGCGACCCCGUUAUUAUCGUCCUCUAAAUACUCCGACAGCCUCACGGUGGUUGCGAUUUCCUUCUGCACCGCCGUUGUCUGCGAAGCCAUCUCGUGGGUUCUCAUCUACCGCACUAACUCCUACAAGUCCCUCAAAUCCUCCAUCGAUAAAGCCGCGAAGAAGCUGGAGACUAUGAAAACCGAGAACCCGUCAAGUAAGCUAAACAGCAAGAAGUCAAAGACGAAGAAAAUCGACCGGGUUGAGUCCAGCCUCAAGGAAUCGAGCCGAGAUUUAUCUAUGUUCAAGUUCAAGUCAGGUGCUGUCGUGGCUUUGGUUCUUUUCGUUGUUUUCGGGUUGUUGAAUUCUCUGUUUGAAGGAAAAGUUGUAGCUAAGUUGCCCUUCAAGCCUAUUGGGAUCGUGCGGAAAAUGAGCCACAGGGGAUUGCAGGGUGAUGAUCCAACAGAUUGCUCGAUGGCCUUCUUGUAUUUGCUUUGUUCGAUUAGUAUUAGGACUAAUUUGCAGAAGUUUUUGGGUUUUUCACCGCCCAGAGGAGCUGCAGCUGGUGGUGGAUUGUUCCCCAUGCCGGAUCCCAAGACGAAUUGAUUAAGGCUUUGUUCUCGUCUUUUUCAGGGUUUUAAGGAACCUGGUCUUCUCUUUUUUGCUCGCUCGGGAAUAAUAGCCAUUGCGGAUUGCUGUUUGGGCUUUGAUAUUUACUUGAACUAUACGGAUCUUUUGCAGCUUGUAGAAUGCCAUAUAAAAUACCACUUAUAACUAUCUCCAUCUUC